Messenger RNA from Pelobates fuscus (common spadefoot toad), 2458 nucleotides. It is a transcript of the gene INSYN2B, whose product is annotated as inhibitory synaptic factor family member 2B. Lineage: Eukaryota; Metazoa; Chordata; Amphibia; Anura; Pelobatidae. The record is from RefSeq and is a predicted model, not a curated record. The coding region runs from base 750 to 2324 and encodes 524 amino acids. The transcript is spliced from 4 exons.
UGCAGGCAAUCAGUGAUUUCUUCAGAGAUAAAGGACUUACUAUAUCUUUUUUUUAAGACUUGCAUUAUAUUUGUCAAAGCACUGACUGGUAUGUGAGAAUAAGAAGAUUUAUAUGUUCUCCAGGUAAUAAUCUUGUAUCAUUCAGAAAAUGCUUAUAUGAGUACUGAAAAAGUUUACUACUGGAAGCAGAAGACUGUUCUUCCUUAAAUCAUAAAGUGACAGAGAGGAGUAUCUUCAAUGUGUUAUUUCAUCAUUCAAGGGAAUAAUGUUACAUUUGACAUUCCAAUCAUUGUGAUAAAAAUGUCAUGCUUAUUGCAAUGCAGUUUUUAGUUAUGCCACAAUCAAGGAAAAUAUAUUUAAGUAGUUUACAUUUCAAGACUUAAUAGUAAUAAUUACGGAAAACAAAAAGUCCCCUUUUAAUAAUUAAAAUCAAAAGUCACAUGAAAAUACUAUGCAUUUUGAAGUGGGGCAAAAUAUAGUAUGUUUUUCUAAGAUACAACAUUUUAGUAAAUAGUUUUAUCUCACAAAUUAGAAGAAUACCAAAGCAUCACUAUUUUUUUUUUUAAUAUAAAUGUACUAUACAUAUUAAUGAAACCCUUUGGUGAAGCAUAGAUUUUAUGAGAAAAGCAAAAACACUUCAAGGCUUUGUCUGGAAAUACCGAAGAAAACAAACAUGAAUGGAUCGUGCAUACAGACAUAUUGAGAACUUGUGGUUUUCUUUUCAUACACUCUUGAUAUGACCUAGUGAAAUGGGUCGCAACGAAACUAGUUGUCUACGAAACAUAUCCUGUGACUCAAUGGAACAGCAAACAAUGAAAGUGAGACCUGCACUGCUGAAACGAAAAAAUCAAGAUUCUUCAGAACUCCUAAAUCAUUCUAAUCAUCGUAGAAACAAAUCUCAGCAAGUACGAUUUAAGGAGGAUACAACAAACACAAAUCCCCCUGGCUUUGCAGAAUUGGAUUUAAAGUCUGGUGAAAACACUCAACUAAUAAAUGGAAAGUCAGAAAAAUGUCACAGCAGAUCAAUGUGUUCCUUUCCUUACUCAAAAUCACAAAAGGGACUUCAAACUGUUGCUGUUCAGACAUCUCCUAGACUCAGGAAAAAUCUCCCAAUUUUAAAGGAAAAAAACCCCACUGCAACAAAGCAUUUAAAUAAAUCACCAAGAGGCUCAAGCUGUGUACAGUUCAAUGGGGACCUUUCAGAUGAAGACAUGGCUAUUAAGCUAUCUCACCUAAGAACAGGUGAUACAUUGGAAGGGUUUAUAGGAGCCAGGAAAUACUGUUCUUUCAAACAGGUAAUAUCUAAAGCACAAAGCAAUGGACCCAUAAAUGAAUGCUCAGGAAUGGAAUUUGAUGAGACUUUUCAAAGGGUGACAGUUUCAACACAGGUACCUGAAAAUUCAAUGGAAAGUAUUUCAGAGGAAUAUGAAGAGUCUAACGUGAAUCUGGAAACUGAACAAACACUUCAGGAUUCUUCAGGAUGUCCUGACAGAUAUAAUUCACAAUGUACACAGUCAUCAAUUUCACAUGUAUGCUUCACAAAACAUAGGGAACAAAAAACAGAAGAGCAUAUCGAUAGGCUGAAUAAAAAUAUAGUCGAGAAGUUUAAAGAAAAUAUUGAUUCUAAAAAGAUUAUAAAUGUAACGCCUUCAUUAAGCAGCAAUCUAUCAUAUUGUUUUCACUCAGAACACCAAUCCCACAAAGUUUCAGAAGGGACUCCCACCACUAGGAGUAGUCAAAUAUCAAGAACAUUUGAAAAGAAAGAUAAAUUACAAGAUGCAACAACUAAAACAAGGACAGAAAAGAACCCAACACAACCAAAUACAGCACAGUGCAGUCGAGGUGUAGAACAAAGCAAUUUCUUCCCAAAGAUUGAAACACAUUAUAAUACCUAUGAUGAAACUAAAGAGGGAAACCCGGGGCAUACCACACAAGGUGAAUUGUGUUCCUUACAAGGUAAACUGAAAUCCAUAGAGGAAUCCUUACAGUCAAAUCAAGAGAAGAUUAAGAUCCUUUUGAAUGUAAUUCAAGACCUGGAAAAGGCCAGAGCAUUCAGUGAAGGGCGGAACUUCUAUAGAACUGGACAAGAUCUAAACAACUGUAGCACUUGUCAGAGCACAGCUUGUAUUAUAUACAGUGUAGAAUAUGACUUCAGACAACAAGAAGGCAGAUUUCAUCAAGUUCUAAAAAUGUUGGAUCAAGCAGAACCAUGCCCUAUUCCUGCUCCUGUUCAGAAACCUGAAGAGGACAAUGUGAUUCCUGAAAAACAAGAUGUUCGGAAGAAAACAAAGAAAGUAAAAAAGAAAUGUUUUUGGUGGAUUUAAUAUGUACAUACCAUAAAACCUAUGUCACGUUUUUUCAUGUACUGACUUUUUGCUCUCUUAAAUGUGAUGCCGCUGUUGGGUUCUCUAUAAAUAGCAUAAUACACUGAAAGCUUAUCAUGUCUUUUACUUAAGUU